Apodemus sylvaticus (European woodmouse) is the source of this 534-nucleotide messenger RNA. RefSeq names its product keratin-associated protein 26-1-like. Lineage: Eukaryota; Metazoa; Chordata; Mammalia; Rodentia; Muridae. Bases 1 to 534 code for a protein of 177 amino acids. The transcript has a single exon. The record is from RefSeq and is a predicted model, not a curated record.
AUGUCUAAUAACUGCUGCUCAGAAGUCCACAGCACUUCCUGUAGGAACUCUAGUCAUGUUUCUGUUACCUCACCUGUCACCAGUGGUAUCUGCUCCACUGAGACAAGGGCUAGAGAUGCUCCUUGCUCUCCUACUAGCAGCCUGGGCAGCAACGCACCACGUGACAACUGUCAAGAGCUCUGUGGUGAACCCAGGAGUUGCCAAUCAACCAGCUGCAACAGGAGCACUGGCAGCCCUUCCGUCUGCUCUCCGAUUACUUCAGGGAUAUCUGGAUCCCAGGAAGGAACUAGCUGUCUUCCCAACAGGUCCUGCAGUCCCAGCUUUGGACGUCCAACAUUCUGCAGACAGCCUAUGAGUUGCUACGUUCCAAGUUACCUGUCUAAUGGAUGUCAACCCUAUCUGACUUAUGGCCGUCAGCCACUGAGAAACCAGACCUACCGAUGCCAGCCUUUCUGCUACGGGUCUACAAGCUAUAAUUACCGCGGCUUUCAACCCUAUUCCUCUUCCUUGAGUGGUUGGCAUUAUCGUUACUAA